Protopolystoma xenopodis is the source of this 285-nucleotide messenger RNA. NCBI's taxonomy places the organism in Eukaryota, Metazoa, Platyhelminthes, Monogenea, Polystomatidea, Polystomatidae. The record is from the annotation of a GenBank genome assembly.
AUGAAAGUAAACUCGAUAAUUCUCAAAAUUGUCUCAUCUUUGCACCUUCUCUUGGCCUCCUCCAAGGCCUGGUUUGUCUUGACAACGCCUCAGAGACUCUCUCAGUUUCUGGGCCACCGUUGCGUUGACGACGGUUGGCUUGCCAAACCUCCUAGCAGCGUAGCAAUUCUCCGAUUGCAUUGGCCCUCUUCUGCCGUGUCGCAAGAGUCGUUGCACAAGCAACCCUUCUCGGCGGACCGGCCCGUCUGGCCAGACGGUCACAAGACAAAACUGAAUUGGGCCUAA